AUGUUCGCCACUUCCGCUCUCCGUUCUUCGUACCCUGCGUACAAGAGCCCCUACGGCCCUAAGUACCAGUACCAGCCUCACUUCGCUGGCAUCACUGCCAAGCAGGUCUACAGACUCCUCCCCACCUCCGCUGCUUUCGGUGGUGUCGCCCUCUUUGCCGUUAUCUUCUACGCUUCCGGCAUUCCCCGUGUCAAGAGCGACCUCCUCCAGCACAUCCCCUACUUCGGCCAGAAGUACUUCGUCAGCCACAUCCCUGCCUCUGACAACCCGUUCUAA
Molecule: messenger RNA, 276 nt
Organism: Sordaria macrospora k-hell
Lineage: Eukaryota; Fungi; Ascomycota; Sordariomycetes; Sordariales; Sordariaceae
Biological process (GO): mitochondrial electron transport, ubiquinol to cytochrome c
Source: RefSeq, a predicted model, not a curated record